AUGGGUCUCUCGGCAAAGAAUAACAAGAAGGGUGGAUCCUAUUUUAAUCAAUUGCCCGUUCAGAAGGGUAAUGGUAACCGGUUUUAUAGUGGGUUGCAUAGACUAGAUGAGGAAAAAGAGGAGAAGUGCUGCAAGGAACACAUUAUUAAUGAUCAUUUACCUCAGCAACUUUCGUCCAAUGCCUCCCUCGAGCAAGAUGAUGGGAGUGGAAAUGACGUUACUGAUCAAAGUGCCGAGGAGCGUUCAUCAGAAUAUGAUGGUGAACCAUCUAGAUCGGAAACGGAGAACGACGAUGAGGAGGAUGGUGCAUCAGAAUCUCAGUCUGAAUCUGAGUCCGAGGCGGAAUCCGAGUCCGAAUCCGAAUCCGAAUCCGAAUCUGAAGCUGAUCCAUAUGAACCUACUUUUAGAGGAAGACCUUCCUCUUGUGUCUUCGUGGCUAGCUUGGCAUCCAAUUUGCAUGAUGACGAAUUAUGUCUUUCCGUGACAGAUUAUUUUAAAAAAUUCGGUGAAAUUAUUCGCGUUAAAGUACUAAGAGAUCAAGCAAAUAGACCAUAUGCAUUCGUCCAAUACACAAAUGAUAAUGACGCCAAUGUUGCCCUCAAGGAAGCACAUGGGUCCAUAUUAAAUGGUAGAAGACUACGUUGUGAAAGAGCAAGAGUUAAUCGUACUUUAUUUAUUACUCAUAAUUCACCAAUUGAACUUUUUGAAGUUCAUGCAAUUUGUAGAAAAUUUGGUGAAUUGGAUCAAUUGGUACCCAAGAGAGAUGAUAACCCAUUCAUGAGAAGAUGUUCAUACCCAAUUUCAAAUUCUUCGUCAUGGUUUGCUCAAUUUACCUUUAGAGAUGAUGCUAUAAGAGCAUUUGCAAAUUUAAAGACAGAUUCAAAUUGGGCUGUUCAAUGGGCACAAAAUAUUAGAGUCCCCAAAUUCUUUAAUUUAUUAAACAAAGAUUCCCCCAUGGAUAAAGAAAAUAUAACAAAUUUUAAUUCACAAGAAGAUGGUGCUGAUACUGACCCAACUCAUGAUAAUAACUUGAAUAAUGAUAACAUGCAGCCAGUGACCAUUGAUAAAAAAUCUAUCUUUGUGGGUCAGUUACCAGAGGAAACAACUGAGGAGGUAUUGAAAAUUCAUUUCUCCAAACAUGGGAAGAUCCUAGAUUUGAAUUUGAUUCAUAAACCAAAAAACGUUUUUGCAUUUAUUCAAUAUGAAACAGAGAAUGCAGCUGCGAUCGCCUUGGAAACGGAAAAUCAUUCCAUUUUCAUAUCUAAGACAAUUCAUGUUCAAUACAAGGAGAUUGGUGGUAUUCACGGAAGAAGAAAUUCUAAGAGAUCUCAAUAUUUUUCAGAUAAUACUCAAAAUCCAUAUUUGGGACCUCAAUUAAAUUUAGCUCCGCCACCAAUAAGCAUGUACAGAAGAAAAUCAAGCGCUGAUGUACCCAUUUCAAUGCCCUAUGUACCAUCACAAAUUCCACACGUUUCUGAAUUUGAUUUGAAUCCAUAUAACCAAAAUCCUUAUAUGAAUAAUUUCCCCUCUUAUAGACGUAAUUCAUUCCCUUCAUGGUCUCCACCAAAGACUGAAAGUCAACCAUUAUCUAAUGAUACUACACAUGAUGGUAAUACUGAAGAGAUAUCCGAGGUCUCAGAUUCAGCUACUGGUCAAAUUGCCGGCUCAAAUACCACAUAUAAUGAUACCUCAGCUGGAAGUGUCGAUAGUGAUUUGAUAAAAAAAAAUACACGAGGCAUCAUAGUAACAGCUUCAAUGAACCAUUGA
Messenger RNA from Naumovozyma castellii, 1767 nucleotides. It is a transcript of the gene RIM4, whose product is annotated as Rim4p. The record is from RefSeq and is a predicted model, not a curated record. The transcript has a single exon. Lineage: Eukaryota; Fungi; Ascomycota; Saccharomycetes; Saccharomycetales; Saccharomycetaceae. Bases 1 to 1767 code for a protein of 588 amino acids.